ACGAGAAGAGAGCCAACAUGGCGGCCAAACGGCGCAUGGACGCGCAAGUUCCCGCGGAGGAGAGCGAUUUACUCAGCAUUAGACCGCUGGGUGCAGGACAGGAGGUGGGGAGGUCCUGUCACAUGCUGGAGUUUAAAGGGAAGAAGAUUAUGCUUGAUACCGGGAUCCACCCAGGACUGAAUGGGUUGAACGCCCUGCCGUUCCUUGACCUGAUUGACCCUGAGGAGAUUGACCUCCUGUUAGUUAGUCACUUCCAUCUGGACCACUGUGGAGGCCUACCGUACUUCCUGACUAAGACCAGUUUUCGUGGGCGUGUCUUCAUGACUCAUGCCACUAAAGCCAUCUACAAGUGGCUACUGUCUGAUUACAUCAAAGUCAGCAACAUUUCAUCAGAAGACAUGUUGUAUACAGAAAAUGACCUGAGUGCCAGCAUGGAUAAAAUAGAAACAGUCAACUUUCACCAGGAGACGGAUGUGAAUGGCAUCAAAUUCUGGUGCUAUAACGCAGGCCACGUGCUGGGUGCAGCCAUGUUCAUGAUUGAGAUCGCUGGUGUAAAGAUCCUGUACACGGGAGACUUCUCUCGUCAGGAGGACAGACAUCUCAUGGCAGCAGAGGUGCCAGCCAUCCACCCAGAUGUCCUCAUUAUUGAAGCGACAUACGGUACGCACAUCCAUGAAAAGCGAGAGGAGAGGGAAGCCCGCUUUACCAGCACUGUACACGACAUCGUCAACAGGGGAGGCAGGUGUCUCAUACCAGUGUUCGCCCUGGGGAGGGCACAGGAGCUGCUGCUGAUCUUAGAUGAGUACUGGAGUAACCACCCUGAACUACAUGACAUCCCCAUCUACUACGCCUCCUCACUGGCUAAGAAGUGCAUGGCAGUGUACCAAACUUACAUCAAUGCCAUGAACGAGAAAAUACGCAAACAGAUUUCAGUCAGCAAUCCAUUUGUGUUUAAGCACAUCUCCAACCUCAAGGGCAUGGACCACUUUGAUGACAUUGGUCCAUCCGUGGUGAUGGCCAGUCCUGGUAUGAUGCAGAGUGGACUGUCCAGGGAACUGUUUGAGAGCUGGUGCACUGACCGACGGAAUGGCUGUAUCAUCGCAGGCUACUGUGUGGAGGGGACACUGGCCAAGCACAUCAUGUCAGAACCAGAAGAGAUUACCACCAUGUCAGGCCAGAAAAUUCCACUCAAAUGUUCAGUAGAUUACAUUUCCUUCUCGGCUCACACGGACUACCAGCAGACAAGUGACUUCAUCAGACAGCUCAAGCCUCCACAUGUGGUGUUGGUACACGGAGAGGCAAAUGAGAUGAGCAGACUGAAGGCAGCUGUUAUCCGUGAGUACGAGGAUGAUCCAGACGUCAACAUUGAAGUGCACAACCCGAAAAACACUCAGGCUGUGGAGCUGUACUUCAGGGGAGAGAAGAUGGCCAAGGUGAUGGGUUCAUUGGCAUCCAAGAAGCCAGAGCAGGGAGACCGCCUGUCAGGAAUCCUGGUGAAGAGGAACUUCAACUACCACCUGGUCGCUCCUUCUGACAUCUCUAAUUAUACAGACCUAGCGACCAGCACAGUGACCCAGAGACAGAGUAUCCAGUAUGUGGGGCCCUUCAGUCUGCUGCAGCAGCACCUCAUGCUCCUGUCUGGGGAUGUGGAGCAGAUCGAGGUACAGGAGAAACCUGCUCUCAGGGUCUUCAAGGCUGUCACCAUCAUCCAGGAGCCUGGCAUGGUCGUCUUGGAGUGGACUGCCAACCCAGUGAACGACAUGUUUGCUGAUGCAGUUGUGACAGUCAUCCUGAAGGUGGGAACCGACCCUAAGAUGCAGAAAAUCAUACCUUCACCAACAAAGACCAACAAGCAGCACUUCACCGACAAGCUGACAGACCUGAUGACAGACCUGUAUGGGGAGAAGGCCAUCACACACAUGACUAAAGGUGACAUCAUGGCUGUCACUGUGGACGGGAAAACUGCAAACAUCUGUCUGGACACUCUGGAGGUGGAAUGUGAAGCUGAUGAAGACUUCCAGCAGACUGUGUCCCAGUCUGUCAGCAGACUCUAUCAUUCCCUCACUCCUGUCUACAGAUAGUCAACACCAUCCUUCAUUCCAAGUUAUUCUCAAGAGACUAUAGUAUUCUGUGUGAUGAGAGUCAUAUGUUUUUUACUGCUGUGUCUAACAGUGUCAAAAUUGUUAACCCAAAAAAUCAUAGUGUGUAAGUACAUUAAUGUACAUCCCCUUUUCGUGAUGUUGUCCACUUGAGUUUGUGAACAGGUGUAUGUUAACAGUAAUGAUGUUAUUGUCAACAGUCUCGAUGUAUGUUGGGCUACAAGGUUUUGACCUAUAUGGCUGUUAUUUAUAUACUGUUCUAUAUAUAUAGACAGACACAGCCCCCUAAGACCUGUGGGGCUUAAGUCAAAUAGCUGAGUGCUUUUAAGGUCUGAAGCUCUUAUACAGCUUAGGUUAGUAAAGCCUUGCCAAGAAGUUAUUUAAAGUUGGAGCUCUUUGAAAAUUUUGUACAAAAUAAACAUCUUCUUUGAGGUA
Molecule: messenger RNA, 2534 nt
Organism: Branchiostoma belcheri (Belcher's lancelet)
Lineage: Eukaryota; Metazoa; Chordata; Leptocardii; Amphioxiformes; Branchiostomatidae
Product: cleavage and polyadenylation specificity factor subunit 3-like
Exons: 18
Coding region: 18-2081 (687 amino acids)
Biological process (GO): mRNA 3'-end processing by stem-loop binding and cleavage
Cellular component (GO): mRNA cleavage and polyadenylation specificity factor complex
Molecular function (GO): RNA endonuclease activity; 5'-3' exonuclease activity; RNA binding
Source: RefSeq, a predicted model, not a curated record